CCGGACCUGUCACUGGAAAUUUGAGGUCAACUUUGUCAGUUGGAUUCCAUAUUCCAUCUGUGCUUUCAUUGGCUUGCCUACACGCCACAGCCUCUGAUGUGAGCAUGGCUGGUGCCAAGGACAAUGCCCUGAGGAUCAUGCUGGUCGGGAGGACAGAAAGUGGAAAAAGUGUAACUGCAAACACCAUCCUUGGGGAACAAGUAUUCGACUCUAAGAUUCCUGCCCAAUUUAUUACCAAAAGUUGUCAGGAAGCAUCCCAGAAGUGGAAGGGGAGAGAUCUUCUCAUUAUUGAUAGCCCAGGGCUCUUCUACACAAAGGAGAGCCAGAACGCUAUCUUAAAUGAAAUUAAAAAAUAUCUCUUUACCUCCCACCACGGACUCCAUGCCAUCAUUUUGGUCAUACAGCUGGGCUGCUACACACAGGAAGAGCAGCAAACCGUGGCAUUGAUCAAGAAUCUGUUUGGGGAAGCAGCCAUGAAGUACGUGAUCAUCUUGGUCACUCACAAAGAGGACAAGAGCCUGAGGGACAAUGUGAGGGAGCUGAAAAAGCUACAAAGCCUCAUCAAGGAGUGUGGAGACCGAUACUGUGUCUUCAGUAACAGGACAGACCAGGCUGAGAAGGAAGCUCAGGUGCAGGAGCUGGUGGAGCUGAUAGACAAGAUGGUGCAGAACAACCAAGGGCCUUACUUUACCAACCCUGCACACAAGGGCACGGAGCUGACUUGCCCACACUGUACAGCUAAUGUCCAGUAUAAAACUCUGAGGAUCGUGCUGGUCGGAAAGACCAGAAGUGGGAAAAGUGCGACUGCAAACACCAUCCUCGGGGAAAAGGUCUUCGAGUCUAAGAUUGCUGCCGAAGUUGUUACCAAAACUUGUCAGAAAGCAUCCCGGACAUGGAAAGGGAGAGAGCUUCUUGUCGUUGACACCCCAGGGCUCUUCAACACCAAGGAGAGCCUGAACACAACCUGCAGGGAAAUCUCCCAAUGUGUCCUCACCUCCUGUCCCGGGCCGCAUGCCAUCAUCUUGGUCCUGAGGCUGGGCCGCUACACACAGGAAGAGCAGCAAACCGUGGCAUUGAUCAAGAAUCUGUUUGGGGAAGCAGCCAUGAAGUACAUGAUCAUCUUGUUCACUCACAAAGAGGAGCUGGAGGACCUGAGCCUGAGCAACUUUUUGGAGAACGCCGAUGUAAACCUACAAAGGCUCAUCAAGGAGUGUGGAGAGCGCUGCUGUGCCAUCAGUAACAGCAAAAACACAGACCAGGCUGAGAAGGAGGCUCAGGUGCAGGAGCUGGUGGAGCUGAUAGACAAGAUGGUACAGGACAACCAAGGAGCUUACUUUACCAACCCUGCACACAAGGGCACAGAGCUGACUUGCCCACACUGUACAGCUAAUGUCCAGUAUAAAACUCUGAGGAUAGUGCUGGUCGGGAAGACAGGAAGUGGGAAAAGUGCGACUGCAAACACCAUCCUCGGGGAAAAGGUCUUCGAGUCUAAGAUUGCUGCCGAAGCUGUUACUAAACGUUGUCGGAAAGCAUCCCGGAAAUGGAAGGGGAGAGAACUAAUUGUUGUUGACACCCCAGGGCUCUUCGACACCAAGAAUAGCCUGAACACGACUUGCAGGGAAAUCUGCCGAUGUGUCCUCACCUCCUGUCCCGGGCCUCAUGCCAUCGUCUUGGUCCUGAGGCUGGGCCGCUACACACAGGAAGAGCAGCAAACCGUGGAGCUGGUCAAGGCUUUGUUUGGGGAAGCAGCCAUGAAGUAUAUGAUCAUCUUAUUCACUCGCAAAGAGGAGCUGGAGGACCAGAACCUGAGUGACUUUUUGGAGAAUGCGGAUGUAAACCUACGAAGCCUCAUCAAGGAGUGUGGAGAGCGCUGCUGUGCCAUCAGUAACAGCAAAAACACAGACCAGGCUGAGAACGAAGCUCAGAUGCAGGAACUGGUGGAGCUGAUAGAGAACAUGGUGAAGAACAACCAAGGGACUUACUUUUCUGAUGCCAUAUACAAGAACACAGUGGAAAGACUGAGGAGGCGGGAAGAAGUCUUGAAGGAAAUCUAUCAUGAUCAAUUAAAAACAGAUAUCCAAAAAGUAGAAAUGGAGUGUGCUCAGGCAUGCCAAAAUAGGAUGCAGGAAAAAGAGAGAAAAAUUAAGUUACUAAAGAUGGAAUAUGAAGAAAAACUAAGAAAUGCUAGGGAGGAGGCCCAAAACAGUAUCUUCAGAGAUAAACAAAAUGGCAAUAUGAAUUUUCCUUCAAGAACAAGUAAUUGGUUUAAGAAGUAACUAUUUUCUCACAGUUUACUAUGGUUAGCAAAGCAUCUUUCCAGCUCACUCCCUACCCUCUCCACGUCUGCCUCCCCACCAACAGACAUCAGCUAAUUUAAGAAAUUACAAAAUUGCCAAGUUUGAGUGCUAGCUCAUUACACAUGGUAAAGACUUAAAUGAAAGGAAUUUGAAGGCUGAAAUGCAUCCUGCAUUGAGCCUUACCACUACCUGUGAAACACAGUACACAGGCCCCUUGUGAACAUUGUGUGACUGUCAGCAAAACUUCUGGUCCCCCCAGCAGCAUUGUUCUCUGGUUCGUGAGAGAUGAGAUGAUAAAUAUUUGUUGUUUUUAGCCGCUAAACUUUGGGGUAAUUUGUUACACAGCAGUAGAUAACUAGUACAAGAUGUAUGUUAAUACAUAUAUAUAAAAAUAUGUCUUGAAAUACUGGCCACUUGCUGCUGGGGAAGGGAACUUCAGUUUCUAGGAAUCAGGGGUGGAAGGAAACUUACUUUUUACUAUAAGCUCUUUGAUCUAUUUCAGCAUAUUGUUUAUUCAACAAAUGAACAAAGAUAAUAAAAUUUAUUACAAAUAAUAAAAUUUGUAAUAUUCUCCAACAAACAAUAAUUCCAAAGGGCCAUUUCAAAAACAAUUGUCUUAUUUGUCUCCGCUUUCCUUUUCUAGGUGCUGGCUUAAAGUUCUUCCACCUAUAAAUUCAGAUAGCUCUGUGCCAGAAUGUUCCAUUUCCCCCUGAAGAUCCACUGUCUUCCCUUUUUGGUUCUUUGGCCCUGCCAGGGACCACAUCCUGGGGUGCAAUGUUCUCUGACUCUCUCUUAGACACUACCAGUGAGAAGGCCAACAAAGGAUCUGUGGGAGCCAGAGAAUUAGAUGAGGACAUUUGUCUCCUGGAUCCCUCUCUGCCCAGUCCUAUCUAUCCAGCUGUCACCUCCAACCAAAGGUCCAGCCACAGGCACUGGGGGCUCUCAGGUCUGACCAGUAGAAUACACCUGUAUAGGAGUCCUGUCAUACCUGUAGUGUGGCCAAAACAAAACUUUUGACUGUUUCCAGAGAUCACAGCUUGACCCAAGAGUGAAUUUUAAUUUUCAAAAAUGCCCAAUCUGGUGAUUAGGGUAAAUGGUAAAGUUGUAAGAAGUAGUCAUUAAAUAAAGAGACUAAUUCGCUUUUAGGAUCCUUAAGUCUAAAGUCAAUGCUUCUGGAAAGGUUUCAGUUGAGUUGUGAAAUGUGGAAAGAGGGUUAGAAUAUGUGACUUAGCCCAAAGGGGUGUGAAUUUGAGUGAUGGCAAUAAUUUGACAAUACAAAACAAAGCUUUGUUAAAAUAAAGUAAUUGUUGAGAAUUUA
Molecule: messenger RNA, 3615 nt
Organism: Capra hircus (goat)
Lineage: Eukaryota; Metazoa; Chordata; Mammalia; Artiodactyla; Bovidae
Product: GTPase IMAP family member 7-like
Exons: 4
Coding region: 105-2276 (723 amino acids)
Molecular function (GO): ATP hydrolysis activity; GTP binding
Source: RefSeq, a predicted model, not a curated record